GGACGUCGGCAACAAACAAGUGUACUAUAGGACAAUAAUAUUGACCAAUCAAAAUUUGUUUUACAUUGAAAAUAUUGAUAAAGUCAGUGAGAUAAAUUGUGAUUGUAGACACAUCUAUAGAAGGAAUUUACAACACAACAGCGCUGUUGACGUUCGAUAUAGACCCUUCAGUUACACCAUUUGAAGUAGACAGACAGUGUUCAUAGUAACAGUGGUUUUGUAGUAUAUUUGUAUGUAUUGGGAUAGUCUGUUAUAUAGUGGAUAAAUCUACAAGCUAUGAGUUGCAAAAAGAAGCGCCGCUUGAAUGUCCUAGCAGAAAGGUUACGACCUGGCCUUAGCGAAUCUGAACGUGAAUUCCUGGACGCUGCUGAGCUCGGCGAUGAAGCGGUUGUAAGAAAAGUCCUAGAAAAUGACGUCGUUUCUCCAGAUUGUGAGGACACACUUGGACGUACAGGUCUUGAUCAUGCAAUCAUAUCUGGCAAAGAAUCACUGGUUCUGUUCUUAUUUGGGAAAGUGUCUGGACCUAAAAUUCACCAAGGUCUCCUUUGUGCUGUGGACAACAACCGAACAGAACUCUGUGAAAUUCUUCUACGCCAUCAAAUUUAUCGACGUCGCACUGUUGAAUCUGACGUGUAUCUGUAUGUGGAUGACCCAGAAGACGUGCAAAAUAGUCGACCACCAGAAAUCGUGGAAAAGAACACUGAGGGAGUCACGAAAGUUGAUAAAAUGUUAAAAGAAGCGCUGAUGAGGGCUGCAAUAAAGAACAACUUCCAGAUUGUACAAAUGAUAAUGUUGAGGGCAGUUUCGUUAGAGAUCCCCCACGAUUACUUCUGCUCCUGUCGCCAGUGUAUUGACGACAGAGAAGGGGAUUAUAUGGUAUUUUGUAACAAUCGGCUGGACACGUUUAGGGCCCUGGCUAGCCCUGCCUACAUCUCCCUCACGGAGGAGGACCCCAUCAUCGCGUGCUUCCACCUCAGUAAAGGUUUCAAACGUCUACAGAUGAUAGAGACGGAAAAUCAGAAAACGUACCAGGAGUUAGAUGAACAGUGUCAGAACUUUACCCUCGGCCUGAUGGACAACUGUCGGUCGUCAGACGAUGUCAAGUGUAUCCUGUCCGGAGCCAAAGCCAGAACAGCCUUCUCUGAUGACGAGGAUGGUGACCGCGAAUCAGGGUUCCAGCUCAACGAAGGAGAUAUCUUCCCCCUUCUGUCUUUUGCGAUGCGCAUGGAACAGAAAAAGUUUGUAGGCCACGUGAAGUGCCAGGCCCAGGUGUCUGAACGCUGGUUCAGUGGGCUACAGAUGAUGCGCUACCUCAACAGAUUUGAAUAUCUGAUGUUGUCGAUACCCCUCGGGAUCCUGCUCCUCCCAAUCCUGUCCCUCAUCUAUGUCGUGGCGCCGUGGAGCAAGGUAACCAUACUGUUGGACACCCCUUUGAUGAGGUUCCUCAGUUACACCUGUUCGUAUCUGUCCUUCCUGAUCGUUAUUUGCCUGUGUAAGCUCCAGUUUUCUACAGUGUGGCUCUCCAUUGCCUGUGACGACACUGGACUCUUUGCCUAUAUUCUUAUCGGUCUUGUCUUCUUAUGGAUCUUUGGUUUGAUAUGGGAGGAGGUAAAGCAGAUAUACAAUGCCGGUGCACAGGACUACCUCCUUUCCCUCUGGAACCUGGUAGACUCGUUUAUGCUGACGUUUCUGUUGACUUCCUUUACAUUGGAUGUGGUAAUUCCCAUUCGAAUACGGCAGAUGAUCCACCGCUUUCAGCCCACUAUGAACGCUUCCGGUAACAUCGUUAGUAUGACGAUGUUGCCGUUUUGUUACUCCAGUGACGUGUACAAUAUGUCAACGGCAUACCGAGACUGUCAGGCUCCUGCCACGCUGGCAAUGAUUGCCGAGUGGACACCUGUUUGGAUACCUGAUCCGGAACUUUUGUCCGAUGUCCUUUUCUCUGCUGGAAUCAUCCUUAGCGUGAGUCGCAUAUCCUUCAUCAUGCCAGCCAAUGAAACGUUUGGAACCAUGCUAGUGUCUUUCCAAAGGACUUGUUUUGAUCUCAUCAAGCUGUUCGCCAUGUUUGCCCUGAUCUUACUUGCAUUCACAUGCGGAAUCGCCGGUCUUUACGCCGCGCACACGUGCCAGACUGAGAGCUUCAAAGGAUUUGCCGGGACAUUGUUCCUUCUAGUGUGGUCAUUGCUAGGGUUCGGCCCUGGAGAGGCACCAGACCUGCGUCAUGACGCACCUAUGACAUCACUAACGAACAACCCCUCGCGCGGCCCGAUGGUGGUUGCCCUUGGUUAUAUCCUGUACGGAAUCUACGUAUUUGCAGCACUUGUUGUCCUCAUGAAUCUUCUCAUAGCCGUGAUGUCUAACACGUUCCAGGAAAUCCAGGACGAACGAGACACAGAAUGGAAGUUUGUGAGAACAGAAUUGUGGCUUACAUUUAUAGAACCCGGAUGUUGCGUUGCCCCACCAUUCAAUGUUAUACCAACCCCGCGAGAUAUUUGUAAACUAGUCAACUGGAUGAGGAAGUACUUCCGCCGACUUUUCCGGAAGUGCCAUAAACCGGUACGCCGGUGGUGUACAAAACGAGAACGCUCAAUCAAGAAACUACAGGAAAAAAUGGAAUCAGAAGAAGCAAGGUGUACUGCACGUCAGAACGUGAUGUGUAGCCUGGUCCGGAGGUACAUUCUGGAGUCAGAGAGGGAACAAAUUGAGGAAGGAGAAGAUGCUGCUGAGGAUAAACUGAGGCGUCUGAUCGAGAGGGUCGCCAGUAAGCUUGACGAGAGGAUCGACUACAUCCAGACCCACCUACAGAACGUGGACGAUAACGUGAACAACGUACAGAAAGGCGGGAUGAACAUACAGACCAUGCAGAAAUCAGAAAUCGACCUCACUCAGACUCUGAUAAACACCCAUGAGGGCUACCAGACAAUGGUGCGCAAGAUCUGGGAAGACGGUAAAUCUUUUCGUGACGAGAAGAUGGAGGCAAUCCGCGCCAUGAGGGAGGAACGGCUGAAACUGAUCAAGGACAUGAAGGCAGCAGAGGCCCACAGUCUAGAGGACGAUAUUAUAGACGCCUAUGAGGACGCCGACUUCAUCCCGAGGACGACAAUCAAUUGAUCAAGUACAAGUACUUGUUAAGAAGGAAGAAUGAUCUUAUUCGUUUUUCCUUAACCAGCAUCGGGUCUUCAGUAGUUUGAUGUUAUCAUUCUACAGUGCCUUAAACAAUAUCAGGCAUGUGAACGUUUAAACCUGACAGACGAACAGGUACAAUGUCUGUUCCAUGUCUAUAUUAUACUCAACAGUCCCCGUUUUUCAUCAAGAUUGUUGCCAUGGAAACAUUCUCAGGUAUACAACUCAUAUUACGGUUAGAUGUUAGGUUUCAAAUGAAAAACAUGAAGUAUUCUUGUAAUAUUUUCAAGAAACUCUCCUCUUAACAUGAAACAAUGAAUAAACAGCAGAUAUAAAAGAAGAAGAAAACAGGGGAUGUUAAAGUCAAAACAAUGUAGAAAUUAACACCUUUCAAUAGGAUCCAUGUACGUUGUGCUUUAAAUAUUUUAUAUGAACGUUUUUAUUAUAGUUAUACCUGUGAACUACAUAUACUGAUUACUUACAAGUACUUUUUAUUUGCUGGUAAAUUGAGGUUACACGUCGAACCCGACUUAUAGCACAACCAUUUUUCACAAAUAACAAAAUAAAAAAUCUCAUGUCGACUGAGACACCAUUAAGGAAAAUCCUCGGGUGCGCGAACCAUAACUAUUUUAAACGUAUAUACUUCAGCGUUUAUGAUAGGAAUACGGAAAUCAAUAAUAAGGCCCCCUGCAAAUGUGCUAAGCAUAAGAAAUGUGUGUGAUAUCGAAUUAUUUAACUAUAGCGAUAAUGUUUACGCACAACUCUUCAUAGAAAUAUACUUUAGUGAAGGCAAGCGGAAAAUCAAAUGUUACAAACUAGUACUACAGUGAUAAAGUAGCUCUUUGGUCAUUUUUCAUUUUCUUUGUAUGUGAAAUGUAAUUGUUAAAUGUUUGUGUCUUCAGAAAAUGUUAGGUGUAAUUUGACACAUUACAUUUCCUAUUACAGCUGUGCUUAUAUUAUCAUAUAUCGAUUUCUGUAACACGUAACCAACGAGCAAUUGUUGCUAUCACGCUCUCAUUAUAACGCACUAGUUUCAUAAGUUAUGUUAGGUUAAAGGGUUCCACUAUAUCAGGUAUAAUCGCAAAAAAGUGUUCCACUCAGAGUUAUUUCCCUUCACUUGACAUAAGCAACCAAAAAAAUGAAAUUUUCUGGCUUCAAUUGCGGCCCAGGAAUUGGACACUCAUGUUGAUACCGUGUUUGUGCAUUUUCUAUACGGAAACAUUGGUUCUACCCCUGCUGUUUGCAUAUUUAUUUAUUUAUCAAUCUUUUUUUUCUCAAGUUAUUAUUUCUAACAACUACAAUACCUUAAAAUGCAUGGCAUACAUGUGAUUUUUAUUUGAUUUCAUAGUAGUGAUACUGGUUAUACUUUAGUUUAAAUCGAAGGUACCUUUUACUAUAAACAUUAACCCGUUUUGGUACCUACUACACACUUAUGGAAAUCAAUGAAGUUGCCAUAAAUUGCAUUUUAAAAGCGAAGAAAAUGUUGAAAAUGUUACAUUUCACUACAUUAGCAAAAUGAGGGAUCCUUGGAUGAAGGAGACUCUUUUGACCUAGUGUUUUUAACGAAGAUGGAGAAAACAGUAAUACUUCAUCUGAAUAUAUCUUUAUAUGUCAUCUCAAUAAAGUGGAAGGUAAAUAUCAAACAGAUCAAGCCAUUUUCUGCAUGUCAUAUAAUAUAACGGGUAAGGUAUGAUUGAAAGUAAAAGGGCAUCACAUCGCUUGACUAGAUCACCCAUAACCUGUCGAUAAACCCAUAAUGCGUGUCGUAAACUAGACUCUGUAUUUUUAUUUUCAGACGAAUGACUUUAUCGCGCUUCGCUCUGUCUUCUCGAAUGUUACUUACGAGAUAAUCCAUGUUAUAAAAUCAAUAAAACCUGUUUUAU
Molecule: messenger RNA, 5006 nt
Organism: Mizuhopecten yessoensis (Yesso scallop)
Lineage: Eukaryota; Metazoa; Mollusca; Bivalvia; Pectinida; Pectinidae
Product: short transient receptor potential channel 3-like
Exons: 12
Coding region: 277-3111 (944 amino acids)
Biological process (GO): calcium ion transmembrane transport; regulation of cytosolic calcium ion concentration; manganese ion transport
Cellular component (GO): cation channel complex; membrane
Molecular function (GO): inositol 1,4,5 trisphosphate binding; store-operated calcium channel activity
Source: RefSeq, a predicted model, not a curated record